This is a messenger RNA of Lycium ferocissimum, 741 nucleotides long. Its product is annotated as protein FD-like. Gene Ontology annotation, biological process: positive regulation of DNA-templated transcription. The record is from RefSeq and is a predicted model, not a curated record. Gene Ontology annotation, cellular component: nucleus. Gene Ontology annotation, molecular function: DNA-binding transcription factor activity. Lineage: Eukaryota; Viridiplantae; Streptophyta; Magnoliopsida; Solanales; Solanaceae. The coding region runs from base 1 to 741 and encodes 246 amino acids. The transcript is spliced from 3 exons.
AUGUGGUCAUCAAGCAGUGAAGAACAGCAACACCAACACCACUACGAAAGCCUAAACAAGAACCUUGGAACUCUUUCUUCAAAAUCAUCAUCAUCAUCCACAUCUUCUUCUAGUUAUAAUCAUCCAAAUAAUCCUAUAUUUAACAAAGCCAUGGAAGAAGUUUGGAAAGACAUAAAUCUGUCUUGUUCUAAAGAUCAUAUUGAUCCACAAAAUACUACUAAUAGUAGCACCAAUUUUUGUGGCAGAAUUUUGCAAGAUUUCUUGGCUAGGCCUUUUGCUAAUGAGCCUCCAACAACAACAACAGCCUAUGGCUCCCCUGCUGCUCCUCCUCCUCCCCAUGUUACCAUGUUAACAUUGAAUUCUGGCCCUGAACUUCAUUUCUUUAGUAAUUUAAACCCAUUGAGGCAAAGCUCAGUAUCUCAACAAAAGGUCAUUUCCAAUGCAUUGGGAGGAGGGAAUGGUAAUGGUAAUGGAAGAAAGAGAUAUCCUCGUGAAUCAGAUAACAUUAAUUCAGGUGACCUGAAAAACAAGAGGAUGAUCAAGAACCGUGAGUCUGCUGCGAGAUCAAGGGCUAGAAAGCAGGAAAGUCUUGCUUACACGAAUGAAUUGGAAAUGGAAGUAGCCAAUCUGGUGGAAGAAAAUGCCAGGCUCAAGAGGCAGCAGCAACAGUUAUGCUUAGCUUCAACAGCUCAGCAUCCAAAAAAGAACUCUCUCUAUCGAACGUCAACGGCACCAUUUUGA